UGCGUCGAGCGCGUCUCGCUGACCACCUACGCCGUGAUCCGCGAGACGCGCCUGAUCUGGGCCGCGCUCAUCUGGACGGCAGUGUUCGGGCUCCCCCUGUCCAGGAUGAGGUGGCUGGGCAUGGGCGGCAUCAUCUGGGGAGGCUGGAAAACCGCGUAG
Molecule: messenger RNA, 159 nt
Organism: Prorocentrum cordatum
Lineage: Eukaryota; Dinophyceae; Prorocentrales; Prorocentraceae
Source: the annotation of a GenBank genome assembly